Molecule: messenger RNA, 1206 nt
Organism: Corticium candelabrum
Lineage: Eukaryota; Metazoa; Porifera; Homoscleromorpha; Homosclerophorida; Plakinidae
Product: dimethyladenosine transferase 1, mitochondrial-like
Exons: 6
Coding region: 11-922 (303 amino acids)
Biological process (GO): transcription initiation at mitochondrial promoter; rRNA methylation
Cellular component (GO): mitochondrial matrix
Molecular function (GO): rRNA (adenine-N6,N6-)-dimethyltransferase activity; mitochondrial transcription factor activity
Source: RefSeq, a predicted model, not a curated record
UUGCUGUCCGAUGAGACUUCCGCCGCUGCCCACAAUCACUGAGAUUAUCAAGCUCUACAGGCUGUCUGCAAAGGCACAGCUCAGUCAGAACUUUUUGCUAGACAUGAACUUGACAGAUAAAAUGGUUCGUUGUGCUGGAGAUUUGUCAGACAAAUUUGCUUGUGAAGUUGGUUGUGGUCCUGGAUCAUUAACCAGAUCUAUACUACAUGCUGGAGUCAAACAGGUUGUUGGUGUCGAGAAAGAUCACAGAUUCAUUCCCUCACUUGAGUUAUUGGCAAAUGCAAGUAAUGGCCGUUUCAUUGUGAAACAUGAUGAUAUACUGAAGUUUGACAUUGAGGCAGCUUUUCCAUUGGUACAAAAGAGAGCAUGGGAGGACGACUCUCAGCUGUGUUUGAUUGGAAACCUUCCAUUUAAUGUUUCUAUACCCUUGCUGCUGCAAUGGCUAAGAGCCAUGCCAAUUCGUCAUGGACCAUUUUCAUUUGGCCGCAGCACGAUGACAUUAACUUUCCAGAAAGAAGUUGCUGAGAGAAUUACUGCACCACCAAAUCACUCACAACGCAGUAGGCUGUCAGUCAUGGUGCAACAUUUGUGUGAUGUCAAGUGGGUAUUUGACUUGCCAAGUUCAGUGUUUGUACCUCGACCAAAGGUUAAUGCAGCUGUUCUUCACUUUGUGCCUUUGGUCGUUCCUGUGUUAGACGUGCCAUUUGACAUUUUAGAGAUUGUUGUGAAGAGCGUGUUUAAUUUUAGAAGGAAAAUUAUUAGCAAGGGAGCAAGAUUACUCUUUCCAGAAUCACCUGAUCUUGUUAGUAACUUGUUUUCAAUGAGUGACAUCAAUCCUCAGCUGAGGGCUCAACAGCUAACAUUAGAACAGUGGGGACGACUGUGUACUGCAUAUGCCCAAUUGAGAAAAGAUCUGAUGUAACAAUAGGUGUACAAGUAUACAACGUGAAGUAACAUUUCUUAUUUAGUAUAUUGAAUUACAGAGCGGAAUGUGAAGCAAAUUACUGUCUAGCUAUUGUUAGUAGUGGCAUAUCAGGUACCUGGUGCAAAUUAGACUGCAAGUAGUCUAUAUCUUUACUUAAUUUUGUAUUGAAAUAGUAACUUGUCACAACAAUCUUGAUAUUCCUUUGGAAAGUGGUUACGUGUCAGUAUUCAUUUCAAUACGUAACCAUAUGCAUACCAAGAUAACAGAAAAUAUUACUAGCU